AUGACGCACAUCUGUAUCAUCGGUGCUAACGUGAUCGCAACCGUUUUGGCUUCAAGGCAGAGCGCGGUGUUCUCCCCAGGCAAGUACAAGGAGAGCAUCUUCCAGAAGUUCGGCCGCAGUUCGAGCGCCCUCGCGGACCGCUUCACUGCCGUGGCCGACGACGUGGACAUGGGCGACGAGGAGAUGUCGCUGAACGACGAGGCCUCGAAGGCGCACGCUGCCGCGCAGAGGCUGGUGGCCAGGAACAACGAUCGCCUCGGGAAAAAGUACGACGAGCUAUGCGUCGUGAAGACCAUUGUUGAUGAGAUAGAGCGGGGCGGCGCCCGCGUCCACGAUCUCUUCCCCCUCCGCGCGUUCAUGGCCGUCUUCGGGGGCCCGAAGAGCCCGUGGCGUGCGCAUGACGGGCAGGCGUACAGGUACCACAAUGGAGCUUGGAAGCACGCCGCCGCGAUGAACGUGCAGCAGGCGCUGCGCAUGGAGAAGGCAGUGAACCAGGCGGGCGCGAUCCUUCUCCGCAUGAGCAAGGACAAGAACGUGAGGCGACCGUCGUGGGACGAGGGGUGGCCCCUUGACUACGCGGGCCCGGCCGCAGCGGCGCAGGCGGAUGGGGGUGAUGACCCAGAUGAGAGCUUCUCCAUCGCGCGCAAGAUGCUCCGCGAAACGCUGGCAAGGUUUCAGACCACUGGGAACAACAACAUCCUCAAGACCUUCUGCAAGUGGUGCGACCAGCAGAAACGGGCGGAGCCUCGCCUAGCGUUCAAGGACGCGUGCCUGAAGAUCGAGCCUGGCAAGGCAGCUGAGAAGAUGGGCAAGAGCCCCGAGGUCAAUUGCUACGCGUACAUCGACUUAUCCAUCAAGUUCAAGCCUCUUGCGGCUGACGUGGAAAGGUACGACCUGAUGAUGGCCACCCUCUACGGCGAUGACGCGGAGUCCAAGGAGAUCGAGGGCGUCGGCGAGGCGGUG
Prorocentrum cordatum is the source of this 963-nucleotide messenger RNA. Lineage: Eukaryota; Dinophyceae; Prorocentrales; Prorocentraceae. The record is from the annotation of a GenBank genome assembly.